GCUCCCUCAACACCUGAAGAAGAGCAAAGAGAGCAGAGAAGCUUGUCAGUGAAAAUCUGGGAGAAUCGGCAAUGCGAGAGGAGCAUAGUCCGGGUAGGGACGGUCGUCGAAGUGGAGGACUGAGGUCGUUGAUAGAGCCACGCUUUUUGUCAUCGUUUGCUUUAAACGACGGUGGUUCGAUUUCUGGACGGAGAUCUUCCUACCUGAAACUUCCUCCUCAGGGUCGUAUCAAGCUUUCCGUCGUUAAGCUCAACGGUUCCCUUUUCGAUGUGGAAGUCGCAAAGGAUUGCUCUGUGGCAGAGCUCAAAAGAGCUGUGGAACAAGUAUUCACCAUUUCUCCUCUGGAAGCUCACGGCAUGAUUUCAUGGUCCCACGUCUGGGGUCAUUUUUGCUUGUGUUAUCGAGACCAGAGAUUAGUCUAUGACAAGACUAGCAUCCGUUAUCUCGGUCUCAAUGAUGGGGACCAAUUACAUUUCGUUAGGCAUUUGUCGAUAGACCACUCUCCUAUGAACAAAAGAUCCAAGAGCCCGAGUUGCAAGCGCUAUCUCGAGUUGGAAGUGGAAUCCAACGUCAACGAAAUCCAACUACAAAACCAAAACCAGAACGGUGUGGAUUAUGUAGCUGACAAGUGUUAUCCAGGAGCACAAGACGAGUUACCAGCAGCAGAAUUCAGACUAGUUAACUUAAUUAAAGGAUGGUUGCCGUAUGCUGGACGUUGGGGAGUGUCCAGAAAAGGACCCGAAAGACGCAGUGGUCCUUCCAGAUUUUCUUUAAAGCAUUUCGGUGGCAGACCCAAGAUGUAAUACCGUUGUUAGGAGCUUGAGAAUAUAGUUUCCUUCUACAUCUUGAGAAAGUGAAGAAUCCACUCUUAGAGAUUUGUCUUUGUAAUCUUAUAAAACACUCAGAGAAAUUUGACUCUUAAUGAUCGGAUUAAUUCUUGGCCGAGUGUAAAGGUUUGUUCUUGUCUUAAGAAUACAGUUUUUGUCUCUUG
Molecule: messenger RNA, 991 nt
Organism: Arabidopsis arenosa
Lineage: Eukaryota; Viridiplantae; Streptophyta; Magnoliopsida; Brassicales; Brassicaceae
Source: the annotation of a GenBank genome assembly